AGAUGGAGCAGACCCUCGUCUAAACAAGAAAAACCCAAACCCGUGAGGCUCUCUCUCUCUCUCUUUCUAAAACCUUAUCUCUUCUCCAAUUCCCAUACUCACUCUCCAAUCCAAAACCCAAUCCAAAACCCAAUCCUGGUCUCUCUCAAAACCUAAAACCCUGCUCUCACACACAGCCUCCAUCCAUCAAUGGACUCCUCCAAGCUCCCCGCUCCACAACUCCCUCUGCACUCAUCAGGUCUGGGUAGUGACGGUGAGGAGGGGUUCGUCAGUGGGGAGGAGGAUUUCGAUCCUGGUUUGGAUAGGGCGUUUGUCAGAGACGAACAACAAACCCUAGCUCCGGCGGAAGGGGAAGUAGUAGGUAGUAGCAGCAAGGCUGUCAAAUUUGUUAGUUCUUCCGAGUUUUUUCUGAGGCCGAUUGCCAAGGUCUCCGUGGAUGAUGAUGACGGCGAAGAAGAAGAAGAAGAAGAAGAAGAGGAUUCGAAAGCCGGUGUGCAAGUGUUUAAGGAGUCUGUUGGGGUGGGUGAGAGUUCUGAGGUGGAGAAGGGUUUCAAUUCCGGUGAGUUGGUGAAAGAGAAUGGUGUUGGUGGUGAAGUAGGGAAGUCGAAGGUUGCGGAGGGUUUAGGCUCUGUUUCUGUGGCUGAGAUAGAGGAUAAGAAGGUUGUAGAGCCUAAGGAGAGCGAGGUUGUUAAUGGUACCGCAGAAGCUGUGAGGCAGAGUAGUGAGAAUGGCUUGGUUGAAGAACACGGUGUGCUGUUUACUGGUGGAGGUGACUCAGUUGUGCAAGCUGUGCAUGUUGAUUUGUCACACACAGGAGCAGCUGUUGUUGGCGAUGUGGAGAAGAUUGAGGAGUCUGAGAUAAAGGGGUUGGAGGUUCCGGUAGGGGUGAGCUUGGAUAAUGAGUUUGGUCAAAUUAGCCGUGAGGUUGAACAGCCGAAAGAUUCAGAGUUGGUUGCUGUGGAGUCUAAGUCUGACGGAGUGGUUGUUGCUGAACCAGCAGUUGAUAAGUUGGUUGAAGAACAUGGUGUUGAUAUCACUAGUGAAGGUGACUCAGUUGUGGAAGCUGUCCGUGUUGAUUUGUCACACACAGGAGCAGCUGUUGUUGGUGAUGUGGAGAAGAUUGAGGAAUCUGCAAUUAAAGGGUUGGAGGUUCCAGCAGGAGUAAGCUUGGAGAAUGGAUUUGAUCAAAUUGGCCGUGAUUCUGAAUUGCCAAAUGAUUCAAAGUUGGUGGAGUCUGAAAAAGCGGCUGUUGCUGAUCCAGCAGAUGAUAAGUUGGUUGAAGAACAUGGUAUGGAUUUUACUAGCAAGGGCGAUUCAGUUGUGCAAGCUGUCGAUGUUGAUUUGUCACAGACAGGAGCAGAUGUUGUUGGUGAUGUGGAGAAGAUUGAGGAAUCUGAAAUUAAAGUUCCAAUAGGCACGAGCUUGGAGAAUGGAUUUGAUCAAAUUAGCCGUGAUGUUGAAUUGCAGUCCGAGUCUGACAAAGUGGUUGUUGCUGAGUCGGGGAAUGUGGAGCAGAAAACUGUUGUUGCUGCUGCUGAGGAAGUAGAUUUCCAGGAGAGAGAGGAGAAAGAACUUGAACUGAAGUCCAAUGCUGCAACUGGACAGGAAGGGCCCACAAUGGAGAUAGGUGCUGCUGAAGUAAAAGUAGUGCCAGAUGAAACCCAGUCUGUGAACCAUGUUUCUGAUUUUAGUGUACUGAAUGCACCCGAGAGUGCUGAAAAGAGUGCAACUGACCAAGAAAUAAAAUUAGAGGAGGAAGAGGAGAAGCACUCUCUUGAUGAAAGUGGCAUUGAAUCUUUAGAACCGAGUUCCAUUUCACAUCAAGAGAUAAGGGUUGAAGCUGAAGAUGAUGACGAAGAUGAUGACGAUAAGGACGAUGAAGGGGAAAAUGAUGGUAUGAUAUUUGGGAGCUCUGCAGCUGCCAAACAAUUCUUGGAAGAGUUGGAACGGGAAUCAGGUACUGGUUCUUACUCAGGUGCAGAGAGUUAUGGUGACCGUUCUCUGAGUUAUCGUGAUGAUUCUCAGAGAGUUGAUGGGCAGAUUGUGACAGACUCAGAUGAAGAAGUGGACACUGAUGAAGAAGGGGGUGGAAAAGAGUUAUUUGAUUCUGCUGCAUUGGCAGCUCUUCUGAAAGCAGCAACAGGUGGCGCUGCGUCGGAUGGUGGCAGUGUCACAUUUACCUCCCCAGAUGGAUCCAGGCUUUUCUCUGUCGAGCGUCCUGCUGGUUUGGGAUCCUCAAUGCGGCCUAUGAAACCUGGUACACGACCAAACCCUUCUACUCUAUUUUCCAAUGCUACAGUUGGGGGAGAUACUGACAACAGCUUGAGUGAAGAAGAGAAAAAGAAACUGGAAAAAUUUCAGCAGAUAAGGGUUAAGUUCUUAAGGCUUGUUCAGAGAUUAGGUGUAUCUACAGAAGAUUCAAUAGCCAAGCAGGUUCUAUACCGCCUAGCUCUUGUUUCAGGAAGGCAAAAUAGUCGUGAGUUUAGCCUUGAAGCUGCAAAGACAACAGCUCUUGAGCUUGAAGCAGAUGGGAAAGACGAUCUUGACUUUUCCUUGAACAUACUGGUUCUUGGGAAAACAGGUGUGGGGAAGAGUGCUACUAUUAAUUCUAUUUUUGGUGAAGAAAAGACUCCAAUUUAUGCCUUUGGACCAGCAACAACCACUGUGAAAGAAAUUGUUGGAGUGGUGGAUGGAAUCAAGAUUAGGGUUUUUGAUACACCAGGUCUUAAAUCUGCUGCAAUGGAACAAAAUGUAAACCGCAAAAUUUUAUCUUCUGUGCAGAAGUUCACGAAAAAAUGCCCCCCAGAUAUUGUCCUCUAUGUGGAUCGGUUGGACACCCAAAGUAGGGAUCUAAAUGAUGUGCCAGUAUUAAGAUCAAUUACUAGUGCUUUUGGCCCUUCAAUUUGGCGAAGUACUAUAGUCACUCUAACCCAUGCUGCUUCUGCUCCUCCUGAUGGACCGUCAGGCUCUCCUCUGAAUUAUGAGUUGUUUGUUGCUCAGAGGUCACAGAUCCUCCAGCAGACCAUUGGACAAGCUAUUGGGGAUAUAAGGUUUACAAAUCCAAAUAUGAUGAGUCCUAUAUCUCUUGUAGAGAACCAUCCCUCCUGUCGAAAGAAUAGAGAAGGUGAGAAAGUGCUCCCUAAUGGUCAAAGCUGGAGACCUCAGCUAUUGCUCUUGAGCUCUUCUAUGAAGGUCUUAGCUGAGGCAACUAAUCUCUCAAAGCCUGCAGAACCAUUUGAUCACCGAAAACUAUUUGGUUUCCGCACCCGUUCAGCUCCUCUUCCAUACUUGUUGUCUUGGCUGCUGCAGUCUCGUACCCAUCCAAAGCUCUCUGGUGAUCAAGGUGGUGAGAAUGCGGACUCAGAUAUCGACUUGGCUGACUUGUCCGAUUCUGAUAAUGAGGAAGAGGAGGAUGAGUAUGAUCAGCUUCCAUCAUUCAAGCCUCUCAAGAAAUCUCAGAUUGCUAAGCUUAGCAAAGAGCAGAAGAAGGCGUACCUUGAGGAGUACGAUUACAGGGUUAAGCUCCUCCAGAAGAAGAUGUGGAGAGAAGAGUUGAAAAGGAUGAAAGAAAUGAAGAAGGGUAAUAAGGCUAGUGCAGACGAGUAUGGUUAUCUGGGUGAAGAAGAUCCGGAAAAUGCUGGCCCAGCAGCUGUGCCAGUUGCAUUACCUGAUAUGGUUCUGCCACCUUCUUUUGAUAGUGAAAAUCCAGCUUACAGGUACCGCUUCUUGGAGCCAACUUCUCAGUUCUUGGCUAGGCCAGUAUUGGAUGCCCAAGGUUGGGACCAUGACUGUGGGUAUGAUGGUGUCAAUCUUGAAUACAGUCAAGACAUUGUUAAUACUUUUCCAGCUAGUGUUGCUGUUCAAGUUACAAAGGACAAGAAGGAGUUUAAUCUCCAUUUGGAUUCUUCAGUUGCUGCUAAGCAUGGGGAGAAUGGAUCAAGUAUGGCAGGUUUUGACAUUCAAAACAUUGGAAAGCAACUUGCUUACAUUGUCAGAGGAGAAACCAAAUGGAAAAAUUUGAAGAAGAACAAGACUACUGCUGGAGUAUCCAUGACAUUUUUAGGUGAAAAUGUAUCCACUGGAGUCAAAAUUGAGGAUCAGAUUGCUGUUGGCAAGCGCCUGGUAUUUGUGGGUAGUGCUGGAACUGUCAGAUCUCAGGGUGACUCGGCAUAUGGAGCCAAUGUAGAGGUGCGGUUGAGGGAAGCAGAUUUUCCAAUUGGCCAGGAUCAAUCAUCAUUGGGUCUGUCUCUGGUGAAGUGGAGGGGUGACUUGGCCCUGGGGGCAAAUCUUCAGUCCCAGUUUUCCCUUGGACGAGACUACAAGAUAGCUGUUCGUGCAGGAUUGAACAACAAGCGCAGCGGACAGAUCUCGAUUAGAACAAGCAGCUCUGAACAACUUCAAAUUGCACUUGUGGCUGUCAUUCCAAUCGUAAGAUCCAUCUACAAUCUUAUCUUCCCUGGAGCUUCACUCAGUGAGAAUUACUCAAUCUACUAGAUCUUGUUCUGUCCAUUCAUUAUCUGUUUCUUUGGAUUAUGUUAUAUUUUGUGGAAUAAACUCAUAGUUUUAUUUGAUCUAGAACUUGCUAUAAUUUUUAGACAAGUUUAGAUUGCAUAAUGAGUUGUAUUGAAAUGAGAUGAUACCUUGAGGGAAUUCAAUAUUUACUUUGUUCAGUGAGA
Molecule: messenger RNA, 4676 nt
Organism: Rosa rugosa (rugosa rose)
Lineage: Eukaryota; Viridiplantae; Streptophyta; Magnoliopsida; Rosales; Rosaceae
Product: translocase of chloroplast 159, chloroplastic
Exons: 2
Coding region: 190-4494 (1434 amino acids)
Biological process (GO): protein targeting to chloroplast
Cellular component (GO): chloroplast outer membrane
Molecular function (GO): GTPase activity; GTP binding
Source: RefSeq, a predicted model, not a curated record